Molecule: messenger RNA, 1460 nt
Organism: Arachis duranensis
Lineage: Eukaryota; Viridiplantae; Streptophyta; Magnoliopsida; Fabales; Fabaceae
Product: putative UDP-rhamnose:rhamnosyltransferase 1
Exons: 1
Coding region: 46-1371 (441 amino acids)
Molecular function (GO): UDP-glycosyltransferase activity
Source: RefSeq, a predicted model, not a curated record
CAACAACAUAACAAGUCAUAUACAUUAAUCAUCAUCAUUACCACCAUGGCUGAUGAAUCUAAGAACCUUCACAUAGUUAUGUUUCCAUUCCUUGCAUUUGGUCACAUUCUUCCAUUCUACGAGCUUGCAAAACUCCUAGCUCAAAAGGGUCACAAAAUUUCAUUCAUUUCCACACCUAGAAACAUCAAACGCCUCCCUAAACCGCCACUAAAUUUACAACCUUUUUUAGAACUUAUAGAACUUCCUUUGCCCCAAGUAGAAAAUCUCCCUCAAAAUGCAGAAUCAACUAUGGAUAUUCCACACCACAUGGUACCAUAUCUCAAGAAGGCUUUUGAUGGUCUUGAAGAACCUUUGAGUAAGUUUCUAGAGAGUUGCACACCUCAUUGGAUCAUAUAUGACUUUGCACCUUAUUGGCUACCACCAAUUUCCUCUAAGCUUGGCAUCUCAUGCAUAAAUCUAUAUAUUUUUACUGCAUUUGUUCAGAUUACCACUUUAAAUGCCCUUCUAAAUCCAAAUUCUGCUGAAAAAGAAGUAUCCAAAGGUGUAUAUGAGUUUCUUACUCUGCAGAAUGAGUCAGGGGUUACAGAUGCAUUUCGAAUUCAAGAAUCCAUUCGAGGUGCUGCUGCGAUUUCUAUAAGAAGUUGCAUGGAGGUUGAAGGUGAAUCUAUAAGAUAUAUUGAAUAUCUUUGCAAGAAACCAGUUAUUCCAGUUGGGUUGUUGCCACCACCUUUACCACAAAAUAGUAUCCAAGACAAUAACAAAGAUGAAAAUUGGAACACAAUUCUUAAGUGGUUAGAUGAACAAGAAAAAGAGUCAGUGAUUUAUGUAGCAUUUGGAAGUGAAGUAACACUAAGUGAUGAAGAGUUCAUUGAGAUAAAUAUGGGAUUGCAUCUAUCUGGUUGUCCAUUUUUUUGGGUUCUCAAGAAUAAAAAAAAUAUCCCUAAUGAGUCAAAUAAUAACAAACUUGGAAUUAUAUGGAAUGAUUGGGCACCACAGUUAAAAAUAUUAGCACAUAAGUCUAUUGGAGGGUUUUUGAGUCAUUGUGGUUGGAGUUCUGUAAUUGAGUCUCUUGAAUUUGGUUGUCCACUUAUUUUAUUGCCCUUCCAAGGUGAGCAAGAGUUGAAUGCUAUGGUUGUGGAAGGAAUGAAAGUAGGGGUAAAAGUGGAAAGAAAUGAAGGUGAUGGAAAAUUCACAAGAUAUUCCAUAGCCAAGGCAUUGAGAACUAUGAUGUUCCAAGAGGAAGGAAAGAGUUGUAGAAGGCAUGCAGAGGAGAAGAAGAGCAAGAUAUUUGGGAGCAUGGAGAUUCAGCAAAAAUACAUUGAUGACUUUGUUGAUUAUAUGCAAAUUCAUAGACCUAUUAAGAAUAAUUAAUUAAAUAAAGAUCAGCUCUCAUUAAGAGAUUUUUCUAUGCAUGUUAUCCUUCUGUUUGUGUUAAAAAGCAUUAGCUAUUAAGGUGUGAA